Aspergillus pseudonomiae is the source of this 672-nucleotide messenger RNA. RefSeq lists its product as uncharacterized. The transcript has a single exon. The coding region runs from base 1 to 672 and encodes 223 amino acids. The record is from RefSeq and is a predicted model, not a curated record. NCBI's taxonomy places the organism in Eukaryota, Fungi, Ascomycota, Eurotiomycetes, Eurotiales, Aspergillaceae.
AUGACCACUAGCACACCAGUCCGCCAAGUAUAUAUUGGCAACUGGGUGACAGACUUGGUACAAUACAUUCUCGAUCAUGACGCCAACAGAACAGUUUUAGUCGUCUGUUCAACUCGAGAUGUUUUUCUCAAGCAGUUGCUCGCCAUCACGCGCGCUCAUUCAAGCGAAACUGCAGAGAGCCACCCAAUCCUUACAAAAACUAUUGGACUACUCUCAGAUUCAAGCAGAAUCAAGCUCGUCUACUGCCCGACAUUAGAGAAUCUUCGAGCUUAUCUCGCUGUGCUACCUUCAUCUGGUGAUCUCAUGCAAGGGCCUGUCGCCGAAAAACAAAAGACACAGAAGCCUUUAAUGGCCAUUCUUGACUUAGUAGCUUUGCACCUGCAAACUUCAGAGUUCUCUGCGCAGGGGUUAUCCAGGACUUUUGCGACCACCGUUGAGGCUGCCUCAAGAGAGGGAAUGGAUCUUGUGCUUUGCGAAUGCCAAAAUGCUUCAAACCAUGAGGAUGAACGGGGCGAGAUAUUAUGGUACACUAAUGUCCCGUUGCUUAACAGUUCAGUGCGACGGGGGGGACGUGCUUGGCUCGGACGGAGUGUGCCUGUCAACAGGGUCGCCCAACGAUGGUUCGAAUUUAUCGAAUCAAGCCAACCUGCCCCAGAUACCACGCUUAUAUGA